Suillus discolor is the source of this 927-nucleotide messenger RNA. RefSeq names its product kinase-like domain-containing protein. NCBI's taxonomy places the organism in Eukaryota, Fungi, Basidiomycota, Agaricomycetes, Boletales, Suillaceae. The transcript has 8 exons. The record is from RefSeq and is a predicted model, not a curated record. Gene Ontology annotation, molecular function: protein kinase activity; ATP binding. Gene Ontology annotation, biological process: protein phosphorylation. The coding region runs from base 1 to 909 and encodes 302 amino acids.
AUGGGCGAACUCCCACCCGAGUCAGUUCAAUUCAAAAUUGAACCAGAGCUUAUUCCUGCGAAAAACAUCGCAAGAGAUGGCAACUUUCCUACCUGUACAGGAGGGCUUGGUGACAUCUGGAAAUGUUUAUUGACUACACGAUCUGGAGCCCAACGUCCCGUCGCUGUCAAAUCUAUCAGGGUCCUUUCGGUAACAGAUGUGAAGAUAUUGAAAGCGAUAGGCAAGAAAGUUCGUCGUGAGGCCUAUGUUUGGAUACAGUUGGAACACGACCACAUUCUCCCUCUCGAGGGCGUGACUUUCGCUGAAGAAUUCGGGCUACUUCCAGCAUUAGUGUCUCCAUGGAUGGAAGAAGGAUCGCUGGACGAAUACUUGAAGCGCAAGUUUUCCAAACUGUCUGACCCUAGAAAACGAGAGCUUGUAUGGCAGGUAACUGCUGGUAUCAGUUACCUGCACGGCAAGGGUAUCGUGCACGGCGAUUUGACAGCGACGAAUGUUUUAGUUGACAGCUCCGGUCGCCUCCGUCUCGCAGACUUUGGUCUAUCGAUGAUUCUUACCGAGGCAGGGAACGCCACAUUCAACUCCUGUCACGCAGGAAACGUACGUUGGAUGCCCCCAGAGGCUCUCCGAGACGGAGAUGAAGACGAUGACGAAGCUAAAGACGAGAAGCCAACUAAAGCUUGGGAUGUCUAUUCGUAUGGUUGUAUAGUAUUCCAGAUCUUCGUGGGAAAUCAGCCCUACGCGUGGAUAACUAGCGUUCUACAAGUCAUGGGCGCGAUGCAGAAAGGACGUGCACCUUUCAGGGGCAUAGAGAAUCAUGGGGUGUAUCAACAAUUCUCACCGUGCUUGAAUAAGACAUCAGCCCAUCGCCCGACGAUAGACGAUAUCAUGGGAUUUCUGGGGCCACGGUAAGCAUCCUCAUGUAGUGAG